GUGUCAGAUUGAAUGCUCUGUGCGCAUGUGCGAAGGUGUCCAAACUGACAAUGCUUGGGAGAUGAAGAUAGCGCGGCAGAGCUGUUGCGGGUUCAAGGAGGGAUCCGCUCCGCCGUCAAGAUGAGAUCCAAGGCGCGAGCGAGGAAACUGCCCAAAAGUGACAACGAGAUUGUGAACAACAUGUACGAAACUGAGGCAGACCUCCUAGCAGGCGAGAGCGGGGAGGAGGAGACCGAGGACAGCAUCAUGUCCCCCAUUCCCGUGGGGCCGCCAUCCCCUUUCCCCGCCGGAGAGGACUUCAACCCCAAGGAAGGCUCUCCGUAUGAAGCUCCUGUCUAUAUCCCCGAUGACAUUCCAAUCCCGCCCGACUUUGAGCUGAGGGAGUCUUCCAUUCCAGGGGCAGGGCUGGGCAUCUGGACCAAAAAGAAGAUUGAAAUUGGGGAAAGAUUCGGGCCUUACAUGACCUUUCCAAGGACGACGUUGAAAGAAGCAAACUUUGGAUGGGAGCAAAUGCUUACGGAUCCUGAGACAGCUUUGCAAGCUGGCUGCAUUAAAAAGAUUGGCGAUGACCUGGGCACUGAGAAAUUCUGCGUCGAUGCCAACCAGACAGGAAACGGGAACUGGCUGAAGUACAUCCGGGUGGCUUGCUCCAGUGAAGAACAAAACCUAGCCGUGUGUCCUGUGAAUGACCAGAUUUAUUAUAAAGUUAUUAAAGAAAUUGAACCCGGAGAAGAGCUGCUGAUGUAUAUGAAAGAAGGUACUUAUCCGACUGGGAACAUCCCACCCAGUUUGGAAGAAGUGCACACGUACCGCUGCGAGGACUGCGAUGAACUCUUCCAGUCAAAGAUGGACAUGAGGCGGCACAAGAAAUACUCUUGCAAUGCCGUCAGCUCCCUCUAUGAGACCCUCAGCGAGGAGAUCAAGCAGGAAGGGGCUUCCGAUGGGCAGGUCCACGAGUGCAAGGAUUGUGAGAGGAUGUUCCCAAACAAAUACAGCUUGGAACAGCACAUGAUCAUCCACACUGAGGAACGGGAGUACAAAUGUGACCAGUGUCCGAAGGCCUUCAACUGGAAAUCAAACCUGAUUCGUCACCAGAUGUCGCACGAUAGCGGCAAGCGAUUUGAAUGUGAAAACUGUGUAAAGGUGUUUACUGACCCCAGCAACCUCCAGAGGCACAUCCGUUCUCAGCACGUCGGCGCACGGGCGCACGCUUGCCCUGACUGUGGGAAAACCUUUGCCACUUCUUCCGGCUUAAAGCAGCACAAGCACAUUCACAGCACUGUCAAACCUUUCAUAUGUGAGGUCUGCCACAAGUCCUACACGCAGUUCUCCAACCUGUGCCGCCACAAGCGCAUGCAUGCCGACUGCCGGACCCAGAUCAAGUGCAAGGACUGCGGCCAGAUGUUCAGCACCACCUCCUCACUCAACAAGCACCGUCGCUUCUGCGAGGGGAAGAACCAUUACAACCCCGGGGGGAUAUUUGGGCCAGGCUUGCCUCUCACUCCCAGCUCAAUGAUGGACAAAUCCAAGCCAUCUCCUGCCCUUAACCAUGCCAGCCUGGGGUUCAGCGAUUACUUCCCAUCCCGGCAGCACCCUGGAGGGCUCCCCUUCUCCCCCGCUCCCCCAGCGUUCCCAUCCCUCGCCCCUGGGUUCCCGGGCAUCUUCCCUCCUUCGCUGUACCCCAGGCCCCCUUUAUUACCUCCGACGCCGCUGCUGAAAAGCCCCCUCAACCACACUCAAGAUGCCAAACUUCCCAGCCCCCUGGGCAACCCAGCCCUCCCUCUGAUCUCAGCCGUAAGCAACAGUGGCCACCCCGCCUCCGGGGAGGAGCGUUACAACAGCAGCAACCUGGGGAACUCCUACCUGGAGAAGCUCAAGGCCAGGACCAGCGACAUGUCAGACGCAAGCGACUUCGAGGAUGUCAACACCACCACAGGAACGGACCUGGAUACCACCACCGGGACAGGGUCUGACCUGGAGAGCGACGCGGAGAGCGACCGGGACAAAAUGAAGGAGAAGAGCAAGCCGUCCGAGAGCAAGCCGGAUUUCGGCAGCGGCGCAGUGCCCACCAGUUCCGCUAACAACAUGAGUGACCUCCCCCUCUUCUACUCGCAGCAUUCCUUCUUCCCUCCCCCCGAAGAGCAGCUCCUCCCCAUGGCAGGAGCAGCCAAUGACUCCAUCAAGGCCAUCGCCUCCAUCGCGGAGAAGUACUUUGGGCCCGGCUUCAUGGGGAUGCAGGAGAAGAAGAUGGGCUCCCUCCCGUACCAUUCCAUGUUCCCCUUCCAGUUCCUCCCCAACUUCCCCCAUUCGCUGUACCCUUUUACGGACCGCACCCUCAACCACAGCUUGCUGGUCAAGGCAGAACCAAAGUCGCCCAGGGACCUUCACAAACUGGGCAGCACCAGCUCUGAGUCGCCCUUCGACCUUACCACAAAGCCAAAAGAAAUCAAGCCAGCCUUGCCGCCCCCCAAAGUCCCGCCCGCUCACCCGUCCGGGGAGGAGCAGCCGCUGGAUCUCAGCAUCGGCAACCGUAUCCGGGCCAGUCAGAAUGGGAGCCGGGACUCCCGGAGGAACCACGUGUACGGAGAAAGAAAGUUGUUGGCCAGUGAAGUAUUACCCAAGAUCUCUCAGGCUCAGAUGCCGCCACAGCCAUCACUGCAUUACGCCAAGCCGUCUCCUUUUUUCAUGGACCCCAUAUACAGCAGGGUGGAGAAGCGGAAGGUGGUAGAUUCAGUGGGCGCAUUGAAGGAGAAGUAUCUGAGACCAUCCCCGCUGCUUUUUCAUCCUCAGAUGUCGGCAAUAGAAACCAUGACGGAGAAACUGGAGAGCUUUGCAGCCAUGAAGGCGGACGCCGGCGCUUCCUUGCAGCCCCUCCCGCACCAUCCCUUCAACUUCCGGUCGCCGCCCCCAACACUGUCCGACCCCAUUUUGCGCAAGGGCAAAGAACGCUAUACCUGCAGGUACUGUGGUAAAAUAUUCCCGCGUUCAGCAAAUCUGACCAGACAUCUGCGGACACACACAGGAGAGCAACCUUACAGAUGUAAAUAUUGCGACCGGUCCUUCAGCAUUUCAUCCAACCUCCAGCGCCACGUCCGAAACAUCCACAACAAGGAGAAGCCAUUCAAGUGCCACCUGUGUAAUCGUUGCUUUGGCCAGCAGACCAAUCUCGACCGACACCUGAAAAAGCACGAACACGAGAGUGUGCCAGUGAGCCAGCACACGGGCGUCAUCACGAACCACCUGGGGACCAACGCCUCCUCGCCGACCUCAGAAUCAGACAACCAUGCACUUUUAGAUGAGAAGGAAGACUCGUAUUUCUCCGAAAUCAGAAACUUUAUUGCAAAUAGCGAGAUGAACCAAUCGUCGGGCUUAGCAGAUAAAAGGCCUGAAAUCCAGAAUGCUGAUGGCAACUCCCAGUGCCAUGGCCUCGCAAAUGACAAAACGGAGGAUGUCGACGAGGAGGAGGAAGAACUGGAAGAGGAAGACGAUGACAGCCUGACGGGAAAGUCGCAGGACGAGACGGCGUCGCCGACGACAGAGCCGCAAGGAGGGUAUGAGGAUGAGGAAGAUGAAGAGGCCACGUCCCUUACCAUGAGUUUUGACCGCACCCGAAGGUGUGUUGAGGAGGACGAAGCCGGCCUGUUAGAUUUGGAGCAGUUACCGCAGUUUGGGAAGGGGCUGGAUCUACGCAAGGCGUCCGAGGAAGCUUUUGAAGUUAAAGAUGUGUAUAACCCCACCUUAGACUCUGAGGCAAUAAAACAGACUCUGUACAGGCAGGCUAAAAAUCAGGCUUAUGCAAUGAUGUUGUCCCUUUCUGAGAACACUCCCCUCCAUCCUUCUUCCCAGAACUCUCUGGAUGCUUGGUUGAACAUGGCAGGUGCUGCUUCUGAGCCAGGAGGCUUCAGCGCCGUCGGUCAUCUCUGAGAGGCUGGAGGAGAAGGCGCCCGGCCCGAGAUCCCAAGCAAGGAGGCCGAGGUGCCACACGUCUCCCCUCUCAGACCUUCUGGUCAGCAGCGGAGGACUGGACAGGAAGCCCUCGGGGCUCACCCACCCACCACCGGGAGAAGGAACCCACCACGGACAGCUCGUUCCCUGUUUCGUCUGACCUAGGAAACCACCACCGCAGCAGACCCGGGGGCCUGCCAUCUCUCGGACGCAUAGUACAUCCCAGGAGCGAAACUUGCUUCCUGCAUUGGGCUGGGAGGGGGGGAGACCAGGUGCAUUUGUCGUUAGCAAAUCCAGUCAUGCCCCACCCUCUCACGUUACAGACCGUGUUGCUGAGCCAGCAAAAACCUCCUUGUAAACAACCCCACCCUACCCCACAUGAAGUCCCUUGACCCUCCUAUCCAGUUCUGCUAAGAAGAAGAAAACGACGUUCUAGGCCAGGUCCUAUUCCAAUGAAGUCACUGGAGUUCUGCUGAGAUUAGGACUUCUGUUGAGUUUUGUUUGCUUCCUUCCCCCUCUUAAGAAAAAGAAAAAAAGGUGUCAAGUUCCUGUCCCUCAUCUUAGGUGCACUCUUCUUUGGAUGGCCUCUCUGUGGGUGAUAACCUCUCUUGUCCCCCAGUGGUUGCCUUUUGCAAAGCUUGUUGGCAUACUUUUUUUAAAGGAAAAAAAACCCUCUGUAACUCCGGUUUACAGCCACCCAUUGCCACUUCUCUUGAGGGGUUUUCACAUGUUACGUUCGACGACAAGUGCACAGUCUUUCUGGCCCAGGGUGCACAUCUACUGAGCUGUACACUUGUAUGGUUAUUCACAUGUAACAAUCAAGGAGUGUACCGUCUGUGUGUGCAAGUCACAAUUUUCCACACGCACUCUGAUCGCUGUGUUCAGCAUAAUGUGUGGAACAAGCCACGCAUUAUGUGAAGUUCUGGUGCUGAGCUGAGGAUCAGCUGGGGCUGUGGAAGGAAACUUUGUGUAUGGCCUUCACUAUCCCACCUGCCCAGGUUCUGCUUAUGAUGGAAAACAGCCUGUAAAAGUUUGAAAUGGGCAAGAGAGGUGCUAUGUAAUUUCCCUCUCCUGUUGCACGGCCAGAGAACAGAAUUACUCCCCUAUAGCUUGAAGUAGUUAAGGUUCUGGACUUUGUGGUGGUGGGGAGAACAAAAGCAACUCCUCUGAUAAAUGGGGCAUACAGACCCUCCUUCCCUCUGACCUGAGAAGCAUCGCAAGUCUUACAGAAAUUCCCUUUGCUUCCCUUUGAACUCCUCUGUUUGCUUGUUUUGGUCUGCCAGAUUGCCAAAUCUGCCUUGCAGUUGCGCUUUCAGUGGAACUUUGACAGCAGCUUCGACAGGUGUGGAUCGGGGCCACUCCUGGGGUUCUUAAAGUAGGACCUGGGGGCAUCAAUCAAAGCAUCUUCCUAGGGUCCAGCUCCACAAUUUUUGCCCCCCCCCCCAGGAAUGGGCUGGCAACCUCUCUUGCAGACUGUGGCAGCAGAGUUUUGCACAGAGACCUGGCAGAGGUCAAACCGUGAGUCUCGUGCCAACAGGUGGGAAGUCUCAAGUCUGUUGCCAGGUCAGCUCCCAUGCAGAACACCAGACUUCGCCAGUUGGGUGCCAUCCAGAUGUUGUGGUCACGACUC
This is a messenger RNA of Podarcis raffonei (Aeolian wall lizard), 5575 nucleotides long. RefSeq names its product PR/SET domain 16 (gene PRDM16). The record is from RefSeq and is a predicted model, not a curated record. Lineage: Eukaryota; Metazoa; Chordata; Lepidosauria; Squamata; Lacertidae. The transcript has 17 exons. Gene Ontology annotation, molecular function: DNA-binding transcription activator activity, RNA polymerase II-specific; protein binding; RNA polymerase II cis-regulatory region sequence-specific DNA binding. Gene Ontology annotation, cellular component: nucleus. Bases 121 to 3924 code for a protein of 1267 amino acids. Gene Ontology annotation, biological process: regulation of transcription by RNA polymerase II.